Pyricularia oryzae 70-15 is the source of this 690-nucleotide messenger RNA. RefSeq lists its product as uncharacterized. The record is from RefSeq and is a predicted model, not a curated record. NCBI's taxonomy places the organism in Eukaryota, Fungi, Ascomycota, Sordariomycetes, Magnaporthales, Pyriculariaceae. Bases 1 to 690 code for a protein of 229 amino acids. The transcript is spliced from 6 exons.
AUGGACGGAAAUAAAGACAACGAAAACAAGUAUCCUCGUAGUCUUGCGCAGCGUACAGCCGAGUCGAGGUCGAGGUAUUUUAGGGCAAUAGUUUUCUUCGUUGAUCUCCUGCUUACCCAACGACGUGGUCCUGGAGUCAAUGGUGGUGGUGAGGAUAGCAACGCCCACUGCUACGAAAACGCGAUUCUGGUGAUUGUUCUCCGGAUCCAAGCAGUUGAGCAUCAGGGUAAGCCGCCUUGGCUGCCCAAUGGCAUGUCUGCCAAGGGGUGCAACACGAGCGAAACCGUGGCAUCCACCUGCAUCCUACAACAUUGGUUGGCCAACGCCAUCGGAACGCGCGUGAAUUACUACGCCACUAUGCCGCAACGCCAACACGGCACCACGCCAUGCGCCACUACGCGCCACUACGCGCCACUUCGCCAUACGCUGUCGCAUGUAUUUGAGCAGUCGAUUGCCCCUAGUGGCACGUCUCAGCUACACCCUCCUCGCCGCCUCCCGCUCGUACAAGUCGCGAUUUUCGAAUCGGAGGCCCAACAGCAAAUAUUACAGGAUUCCUGCAGCGACGCCUGGGCUGUUGAUGGCGAUAUGAACUUCGGCUUUGUGGUAUUUGCAAACAUUGUUGAUCUUCUAGGGUUUCGAAAACUAGGUACUUUUUCAAUCCAACGAAGCCGAUGGGAUAUAAGCGACUAA